CCAGAUGAGAUAAACGCUGCAUUUGCAGGGAACAUGUUUUGCGGGUCCAGUUUUCAGUCCAGAGAGCCAAUAGACUGCAGUCCUGAAAGUAAGUUCUUCUGAAAUAUUAUCUGCUCGAACUGUUUUAAAGGGUUUAUACGGAAAAGAGAAAGGAAAGAAAAAAAAUAAAAAGGCUGAGAGGGGAGGAAAGAGGGUCUGUCUCUCAUUCAGAGCUUUAUUUCUCACUUUUUGAAGGUCCUAAUUCUUAUCCUCCCGAGAGCUGGAAUUGCAUUAGAUUUCCAUCACAGCUUCGAGGCCCGCCAGGAAACUUUGUGGAACGGGGAGGAAUAGAAAAGCCGUAAAGAUUCAUUAUGAUUGCAGGGAGGGCUCCAUCCUAUCUGUGCCGGGGGAUGCGUGCAUUUCAGACAAAGUUUGUUUUCCUCCUUCUCCGUGUUAAAAAAAAAAAGAAAAAAAAAAAAAGAAAAAAAAAAAGAAAAAAAAAAAAGAAAAGAAAAGGAUCCUGCUCGUUUGUUGGCGGUGCUUUGGUGUGUUUUGUAAUGCUGCAAAUAGCCACCGACCAGGUCCAUGCCUUUGCAUUUCAAUGAGCUGUGUUACGUCUGUGCUCUCCAGGUUGUGGCCACGUUUGGAUUGUAAUUCUUUUCACCUGCUUGCCGAGGAAAUUUGCGCACUUUUACUUUUUUUCCUUUCGGCCUUUGUCGGGAUCGGUUUAAUUCCUCCCCCCUCCCAUCCGAACUUUCCUUUUUUUCUUUUAUUUCUUUUUUCCUCUUUGGGUUUCUUUCUUUUUCUUUUUUUUUUUCCCCUCAAUAAUAAGAACGUACAUUUCCGUCGUUCGUUUCUACCAUAUGGAGACACUGAAUGACCGCUGUUAUGUCUCCAGCCUGGCUCGAAGUGCUACAGAAAAAUAAUCAGAGAGGCUGCAGUUUGCAUACAGACCCUGCGAGCGUUAUGGAACCCACCUAUAUGUCACAGCUUUGCUGCUCUCGCUCUCUCUCAGAGUGACAUCGCUCUGGAAAAGACAGGCAGCAGGGCUUUUUCUUUUCCCCUUUGGAAUAAUAAACAAGUUAGCGGGGAAGGGCAGGGGAGCAGAGGCUGCCACGGCUCGGGGUUGGGUGGAGGAGGCACCGGGCUGCCCUCAGCUCCGCGGGUGGGGACGCUCAGGUGGCCCCCGGAGCUCCGCGGCCGCGCAGAUUGAGCGCAGCGCAGGAAACCUGGGGGUGGUUUUCAAGGGGAACAUCUGCGGGAGAGGUGAGGGGACGUUUGGGCAGCACCUGAACCAACUCACAUCCAUCCCCACCUCCCCGUUCCUUUAAAAAAAGAAAGGAAGAAAAAAAGUUCAAAGCGGAGGUAUGGAGCCGGGGGGGUGGGGGGGGGGGGGGAAGGUUCCAGAAUUCGGAGCAGCCACCAGCUUAUUUUUUUUCCUCCUUAGUGGGGAUUUUCACGGUAAGACAACAUUUGGUGGACACAUGUCCGUCUCCUUUACACAAAGCAGAAUGUCCCCCCUUUUGCACACUUUGGAGAUUGCUUUUCCUUCCUCGGGCUGUUUUUCCUGUCCUGCUCCAUGUGUCUCCUAAUAUCUUUGCGAUCAUCAUUUGAACUCCCGGCUUGUCCCCUGGCCAGUCGGGGGGGUGGCUGAUGCAGCCCUGAAAACCUCCGUUCUGAAACGCGUAAACAUAAAUGCAAAAGCUGGAAAUUCAAAGAGGGGAAGGGAACCUUUCUGAUUCAGCAGAUUGGUUUCAUUCUGAGCAGCCUCUUGAAGUCCGUGCGAGCUGCAGCCCUGCUUUUCAGUUGAUAAUAAAGGUGGUUUGUUUUUUUUAAUGGGAUCCUAAAGGCAUUUCAAUGGGAUAGACUUUAAAUGUGAAUUUAGCCGCAGACUGGAUGGGCUACAGACAUUUUGUCUCCGCAGUGUGAGAGGCGCUCGGAGGUGUGGGGCUGUGGUGAGAGGUGUGAAUCGUCCUGGGGUUAGAGCAGUGAUGGGCCUGGUCGUUUUUAACCCUUCUGGUCUGUACUGGCGACUAGUAAGGAUUUUGUCUGAUUCCGGGGAUGGUGAUUUAGGCAAGAAAAGUGACAUCCCUCCUCCUAAAUAUAUAUCUGAAAAAGUAACCGUACCAACAGUGCAUGUGUGUACCCACCACCAACAUGUUUCCAACAUUCAUCCAUCCACAUAUCCGCGUCUCUGUCCAUCCAUCCGCCUCUCCCUUAUCCCUCAUCUGCAUUAAGUCUCAUCCCACCCAAACGUAUUCGUCUCUUAUACGGUCACAAGCAAACUUUCCUUCCAAAUCCAGUCUGAUGACGCUAGGGAUGAGGUUUUGAUCUCAAGCACCACCAUUUCUAAUCAUCUGGUGUAAGCAGCUUGUUAUAUCAAAGGGAGAAGGUAACAGACAGAGCUAGGCAGAGAAAAAGAGAGUCUGAAAUGCUGUUCAGCUACAAGACAUUGCAGCAAGGAGAUGCCUGUAUGGGCCACAACAGGUAAUGUUAGCAGUAAUCCUUUGCCAAUCCCUUUAUCUUAGCACGAGGAUGGCACUGGGUCUGUCACAGUAAAGGAGCAGUGUUGGGGCUGUGUUGGUUGCUGGCGCAAUAUCACCCCCUCUCCUUCCCAUCUAUCUGUCACUCGAAACCCCACACUGUUCACUUUCUACCUGAAUCACUGUACCACGAUUCCUCGUUUGUUUUUUUUUUUUUUUUCUGUUGGUUUUUUUACAAGCUGGGUUGGGGGGGGGGGAUUUUUCUCCCCCUAUAUGGUGUUAACCUCCAGCUUCCUGUGAGACACAGGGAGGAAUAAUUGGCUCCCAUUUUACAGCCUGGGAAGGAGCACAGGCUUAGCACAGGCUUCCCUCCUAUCCUUUAAAGAAAAAAAAAUCUCCCUGUUGUUGAUGGAAAGGAAGUAUAAGGAGGAUAAACAGGAAAACAGAGCUCUGACCGUGCAGGGAGGAUUUCAGGGCCCGUUGUCGUAUGGCAGUGCCGGAGGUGGGGGUGAAUUUUUGCUGCUGCAAAUCUCCGCAGACCGUCUGUUGGGGAAAAAGCACCCGGAGUUCGACCAGAAUCUUCAGGGGAAAUAAUAAUACUAAUAAUAAAAUCUGGAUCGUAAAGGUGAAAGCUUUAUAUUUGGGGGAGAAAACCCAAACCCUCACCCAAGCCCCCCCUCCCCCAGACCUCUCACUUUGGAAGAAACCACCCAAACCAUGAGGGCCGUCUCUGGGGCGUUGGAAAAAGGAUGUGGGAGCGAACCAGGUCCUUUCUCCCCCAUGCUCAGACCGUCCAACAGCGCCCAUCGGGUCCCGGAUUCAGUUCUUCUCCUUUCUCAAACUCCACCGCAGCCCCGUGUUUGCUGGACCACACAUCCGGGAACCGGUCAGCUUCCAAUAGACAGCUGGAAACGGCCUGUCACGUGGCCUUGGGGUGCCAAUGUUCUGCCAUAGGGGUGUCAAGACCCUGGUAGCUGGAAAAAUCAUUUUGGGGAAUCCUGGAGAUGCAGAAGACAACGUACUACGAAAGCUCCACGCUCUUUGGGGGCUAUUCCUAUGGGAGCACCAAUGGGUUUGGCUACGAGGGUCCCCAGCAGCCCUUCCAACCGGGUUCCCACGUGGAGAACGACUUCCAGAGGUCCGCCUGCUCCCUCCAGUCUCUCGGCAACACAACUCAGCACGCAAAAAGUAAAGACCUGAAUGGGAGCUGUAUGAGGCCGAGUUUGCCCCAGGAGCACCAUCCGCCUCCGACUGUCUCACCACCCCCAAACCCCACCACCAACAGCACCAGUAGCAACAGCAAUAACCAGUCAGGGAGCAGCAAAAGUGCCCCGAGUAAAGCCAACCUCAGUGCAAACGCCAGUCUCACCAAGCAGAUUUUCCCCUGGAUGAAAGAAUCGAGGCAAAACUCGAAACAGAAAAGCAGCUCCCCUAGCACAGCAGAAACCUGCAGCGGCGAGAAAAGCCCUCCAGGCUCCUCGGCCUCCAAGAGAGCCCGCACAGCUUACACCAGCGCGCAGCUGGUGGAGCUGGAGAAGGAAUUCCACUUCAACCGCUACCUGUGCCGGCCCCGGCGCGUGGAGAUGGCCAACCUGCUGAACCUCAGCGAGAGGCAGAUCAAGAUCUGGUUCCAGAACAGGAGGAUGAAGUAUAAGAAAGAUCAGAAGUCAAAAGGGAUGGGCUCUUCCUCUGGAGGGCCUUCCCCCACCGGCAGCCCCCCCCAACCCAUGCAAUCCUCCGCCGGGUUUAUGAACGCCUUGCACACCAUGAGCAGUAACUAUGAUGCCCCCUCCCCACCUUCCUUCAAUAAGCCCCACCAAAAUGCCUACGCCAUGUCAACUAACUACCAAAACCCCAUCAAAGGCUGCCCCUCCCAACAGAAGUACACCAACACGGCCCCCGAGUACGACCCCCAUGUAUUACAAGGGAACGGGGUGGCCUACGGGACUCCCAGCAUGCAGGGAAGUCCCGUCUACGUUGGAGGUAACUAUGUGGACUCCCUGCCCACCUCUGGCCCAUCCCUUUACGGCCUCAAUCACCUCCCACAUCACCAGGCGGCCAACAUGGACUACAGUGGGCCCCCGCAGAUGCCUCCAAGCCAACACCACGGACCAUGCGAGCCCCACCCCACCUACACAGACCUUUCCUCGCACCACGCAUCUUCUCAGGGCAGAAUCCAGGAGGCCCCCAAGCUGACCCACCUGUGAUCGGGAGCAGGGAUGGGCUCAAGUGAACUGGAUGGCAACCAACACAUGACUUGGAUGGGGCACGGGGCAGGACGGCCUUCAGAAACAUUUGUGUUGAGCUGUUUUCUUCCUUUCUUCUCUUAGGCAAGUUCUACCAAGCUGUUGAGCUUGCCAGUGUUAUUUCUGGGUUCUGUUUGGCACAGUUUCCAAGGACUUCAGUAUUUAAUGUCAAAAGCAUCUCUCUCUCUGAAAAGAUGUACCUCCUGUGGGUCAACACAAAUGUUUCUGAAGUGGCUUUGGGGGUGUUUAAUGGGAACCUAGUAGACGUUUAGCAGCAACACCCUCAAUUUCCAAACCCAGGGCAGAUUAUCACUGAUAAUUCUUGGCCAAUGGAAAGCAGAUGGCCAGCCUAACCUUUACAGUUGCUGCCUCUGCAUCUACACCUGGCUACACAGGUUAGCACAAGGGAUGCACAAGAAAACCGCCCUCCACUUCAGUCCUAAUCAAGAGCUUCGUGCUUUCCUCCCCAACCUCCAGAGGCAGGGCAUCCUUCUUCGCUGAGUUACUUCCCACCAAUCCCGACACAAAAGGCAAAUAUACACACCUGCCAACGCGUGGGAUCCACGCUCUUCCCCUCCCACCCACACAUCCCCUCUCAAAAAUAAUAGUAAGAAAAAAGAAAAGAAAAUGAGAGAGGUCUAAGAAUUGCAAAAAGGUUUAGGAAACGAGUUUCUAAAUUGCCUUGAACCCCACCAACAGGAACGGCAGUCCAAAGAGAGGAAGAAAAUGUUGACAGGUCUGAAUAUUUUUCCACCUUUGCCACUGAUGAUGUGAAAUUUCCAUUUGAUGAUGCCAGGGUUUUUGUUUUUUUGGGGGGGAUUUUUCUUAGGGUUCAUUAAUAGAAAAGCAAUCUUAAGACUUAGAAGUCCUAUGCUUCUUUCCUCCUCUUCUCUUGACCUUACGUGAAAACAGGGUAUAUUUGAACAAAUGGAAUGUCCUCCAAUGGAAGCAGAAGUGAAUGGAUCUCUAGGAUUUGCUAAUGCUUUAUUGUCUGGACAUCUUUGUUGCACUUAGAGUUUACAUAUAAUGGGUAUAAAAACAACUUUGAAGGGCGUUCAUUGAACUCAGUCGAGACGUCCUUCAAUAGGUGUGUGUUCUGGUGAACAUUCAUAUAUAUUUAUUGGUUAUAGCCAGUUUAAAAUAUUUUCCUUUUUGUAUUAUUUAUCCCCAAUAUUAUGUAUUUAUAUGAGGGAAAAAAAAAGAAUCAAAUUGUACUUUUUUAGUAUUUACUUGUUAUAAAGGACAUUGUGUUUCCUUGUCAUUGUACAACAAGCUUAUUUUAGUUACUGUAAUUUAGAAAGACGAGUAGUUUUAUGUUACCUUCGUACUUAUGAAUAAUGUAAUUAGUUCUACUGGAGGCAUGAGAGCAGAACCAGACUGUAAUUGUAUAGUCCUGAAUUAGAAGAACUAUAGCUAAUCCCUCCCUCCCAUCUUGCCCCUCCUCUUUGGAGAUCUUUCUUUGUUCUUAUAGUAGUUAUUUUAUUUCCUUGCUUAAGGGUUGUCUGUUGAACAAUUCUUGAAUAAACUUUCUGUUAUCAAUUUCA
This is a messenger RNA of Gallus gallus (chicken), 6252 nucleotides long. It is a transcript of the gene HOXB3, whose product is annotated as homeobox B3. Gene Ontology annotation, cellular component: nucleus. Gene Ontology annotation, molecular function: RNA polymerase II cis-regulatory region sequence-specific DNA binding; DNA-binding transcription factor activity, RNA polymerase II-specific. The transcript has 7 exons. The record is from RefSeq and is a predicted model, not a curated record. Gene Ontology annotation, biological process: regulation of transcription by RNA polymerase II. NCBI's taxonomy places the organism in Eukaryota, Metazoa, Chordata, Aves, Galliformes, Phasianidae. Bases 3467 to 4669 code for a protein of 400 amino acids.